GCGAUCAUCGAGGGUUAAUGUCAGCAAUAUAGAGGUUGUCGGUUAAAGAAAAAAAAAAAAAACCUUUGUCGGUUUUCUCUGAGCUUGCUGGCCGGGAUCGGAUGCAUACCGGUAAGUAGGGUCCUCUGAGAAUUUGGCGGGAAAAAAAAUACUGCAGUGAUUGGGGCUGGUUUGGCGGGAAGAGUUAGUGAUUGGGAUCGGUGAGUAGUCGUCGGUAUUGGAAGAAGGAUUGUGUGCGAUUACGGGCCACGUGUGCAGCACAGUUGUCAGGCAGGAAGGAUGGCCGCGUUUGCGGCGGUCAAUGGAGCGACGACGGCUGGUCUCGAUCCCGACGUCGGUCGAUUGUGCGCGUUAUGUAGCGGUGCCACGUGUCGGUCGGACAGAAGCGGCAGUUUUUUCCCUGCAAGGAGGCGCAGCGGAAGCGGGAACAGCGCCGGCGGCGGCGGCAAACGACAGACCUCCACAAAUGCUUCGUCUCUUGGGAGAAGGGAGGGGGUGAUUCUUAACUCCCCCUUUUUGCGUCGGGGCGGCUUGAAGAAUGGGGACGGCACUUCUCCUGCGGCUCUCCUCUCCUCAAUUCUGCUGACGUGGCAAUGCCGUAGUCGUCGUGGGAGCCUCACAAAAUUGGCGGGAAACGACAAAAGGAUGAUGAUGACGGAGUCUUCUCCCGUCAGAUCAGCCUCACAAAAUUGGCGGGAAGAGACGAAGGGAUCCACCUCUGAAACUUGGCGGGAAGAGACAAGGGGGUCAACCUCACAAACGGUCAGCAAGAGGGGGGAGGAGGUGAAAUGUGGAUGCGGAGUGGAAAAAAUUGGCGGGAACGACAGGGAAUCUGGGCAAUUGCGAUCAGGACACGUGUCAAGAAGAACACAGGAGGAAGAUUCUCCGUCCCGCCAAUCUACUACUUACGAGCAGCGCGGGAAAUUAACGCGGGAAAGAGAGAGAGCAGAGAGCGGGGAAGCAACGGAGGACCGGCGAGGGGAAGUAGCCACUAGCAAUGCUGCCACGUGGCGUGUGCUCAACGGUGGUGAUGACACGUGGCGCCCUCGCCGGACGAUUUCCUUCCAUCGGAGAUUGGAUAGAGCUACCCCUGCAGCUUUGGCGUCGAUCUCUUCGUCCAUCUCUUCUUCUUCGCCCGUUGAGGAAUUGGCGGGAAGAGAGGAGAACGACGAGGUGAUGAACGUUCGGAGAUCAUUCGAAGAGUGGUGCAUGAGAGAGCUGGAAAUGGCCAAAAGAGAGGGGAACCGGAAGAGAGAAAGGGCGAUCAGCGAGAAGAGGGCAGCGAUGAUGCGCGCGAGGAUCGACAGCUGGUUUAGGAAACUUAGGGGGCGAGUGAAGCCGGGAGAGGUGGAAAAUCCAAUACCGGAUAAUGCUAUCACUUUCGCCCAAUUUAAGGAACUGCUCAGGCUGCAGGCCGUCAAUCACAUUCAGUAUGGCGAUCAGGGACGGAAGCUCGCAGUGAUUCUGCCAUAUGCGAACAAGGAAGGAUCAAGGAGUGGCAAGCAGCCAGUAGAGUUCCAUCGGCAUGAGGUAAAGCCAGUUCCUGCGGAUGGGUGGAGUGAUAUCUGGCAAGAUCUGCACCGACAGGUGGCGCACAUAGAGGUGAUCCCUCCUCCAUCUCCAUUCCAGCCGUUCACGCAUCUGUCAAAGAUGUAUCUGGCCAUCGUGCCAGGCACAUGGCUUGCAUGGAGGUUGCUGGCGUGGGCAUUGCCGCAGCCAGUCCAGAAAGAAGGUCCGCACAUGAGACAGUUGGAGCUAUGGGAGAGAAAAGAGCGAAGGUGGAGGCGCCAGUCUCGAACUCUGGAGCUGUUCGACACAGAAGCCAAGCCCCAGCAAGAUUCCACAAGUGCUAUCAAUGUAAUUGGAAAGGCAAGGAAUGAAGCUGCAAUUUUGCAAGUUCGAUACAAUUCUGACUAUGUUUCCGGCCGGGAGCUUAAUGAGGCUUAUGAGAAGCAAAACCCCAACUACUACGCAGAAAAGGAAGUUGACACGGGAGAGGAGACUCUCACGAAGGUCGCUUACCGAGAAGCAGCAAUCUGUGUCUUGGAAUGCUACUUCCCCGAGACGAAGCAGUACCUACUCAAGACUGAUGUCAAUGGCAGAGCGCAAUUCCCAAACACUCAGUUUGGCUACAAAACUUCGCGGACGACCAAGGUUGUGCGACCUGAAGAAGGGACCGGAGUAACCUUUGAUGACGUGGCAGGCAUUGAUUAUGUGAAAACGGAACUAAUGCAAAUUGUGGAAAUGCUGAAGUCUGACGAUAACGAGUACACACAGCUUGGAUUGUACUGUCCAAAGGGUGUUCUGCUGUGGGGACCACCAGAACGGUUGAUGGAGACGUUGGAGCUGACUGGAGACGAGAUCCGACAGAUCUUCGACGAGUCACCUCGGAUCCCUCAGGAGCCAGUCCCACCAGUGAAUGAACAGGAGGUACUUCUCUACACUGGGAGAUGGGGUAUACACGGGGUUAGCUUACCAGGACGCGUGACAUUCAGCCCUGGAAAUUGUGGUUAUGCUACCUUUGGUGCCCCUCGACCACAUCAGGUGCGUGUUGUCUCCGACACUGUCUGGGACUAUUUGAAGGCAAGAAGUGAAUCAGUUGUGGCGAAAAGGGCUGAGCUUGCCGAAGAAGACAAGAGGGCAGAAGAGCUUGAAAUCCAACAUGACAACCGUAAGCAAUCUCUGCUGGAGUUCUUAGCCGUGUAAUUUCAUGAUGACCUCCAUGCCAUGUCAAACACACACGCACUCUCAGGCCUCCCCCUGCCCCCGUCUUCGAUGAUGCAUCUGGUCUUCGGGUUGGCUCAGAUACCUUGUGGGUGUGUCUUGCACACCAGCUGCCACAAUGCGUCCCUUCCCCAUCUUCAACACCCACGCACUCUCAGGCCUCCCCCUUCCCUCGUCUUCGACGAUGCAUCUGGUCUUCGGGUUGGCUCAGAUACCUUGUGGGUGUGUCUUGCACACCAGCUGCCACAAUGCGUUCCUUCCCCAUCGUCAACACCCACUCACUCUCAGGCCUCCCCUUUCCCCCGUCUUCGAUGAUGCAUCCGGUCUUCGCGUUGGCUCAGAUACCUAGUGGGUGUGUUGUGCACACCAACUGCCACAAUGCGUCCGUUCCCCAUCUUCAACACCCACACACUUUCAGGACUCCCCCUUCUCGUCUUCGAUGAUGCAUCUGGUCUUCGCGUUGGCUCAGAUACCUUGUGGGUGUGUCUUGCACACCGACUGCCACAAUGCGUCCCUUUCCCCCAUCUUCGUCAAACUUUGGUCUUUAUGGUGACAGUAGCUACUUAUCCUCUGCUUGAGCCACUGAAGUGACUUAAGCUACUGUAGUGACUCAACUGACUCACAAGUGACUCACAAGUGACUCACAAGUGACUCAACUGACUCACAAGUGGCUCAAGUGAGUCACUACAAGUGACUCAAGUGACUCAAGUUACUCAAGUGACUCAAGUGACUCAAGUGAAUUGAGGAAUGACGUUGUUAAGUUCUUUUGUGGUCGUGAUCUAGACAGUGUGAGGGGAAACAAGGGUAGGAUGUUGUGGCUACAGUAGCAGAGAAUUUUGCAGGUAACUCAGUUGGUUAGAGCAAAGGACUGAAAAUCCUUGUGUCAGUGGUUUGUAUCCACGGUGGCAGAGAAUUUCGUACAAGUUGCAACUUUUCGACAUGCGUUUGGGAGAGAAAAGAGGGAUAGAGUUGUUUGAGAGAAUGUUGAGAUGUAUGUGCGUCUGUGGAGAUGUGGGACUAUUUUGUCGUUUUUGUUUUUUUUUUGGUUUCACGUAUGACAUGCUUGCGUUGAUUUGCUUAGUGUUAGAGCGUCUUUUAGAGGAGAGUUCACACUCUGCGUUUUUUUUUGUAUUUGCUUGUGAGGAAUGAAGGGCGUUUAAAAAUAUAGAACACCGUUCUUCUGUUUAGAUCCACUGUGCGUUUUUUUUUUUUUUUUAAUUCGAACUUCGAAGAUAGGCAAUGACAUGGAGGCGUAGGUAGAGUUCAUCUGUAUCGUAGAAAAAGCGUCGUUGUGCGCCGUAAAUUUCUUUUUUUUCAUUAGCAUAAUUUUGAAACUGAGAGACGUGGUGAGUACUAUGAAGGUAUUACAUUUAUUUCAUUGAUUCAAUUUGCAAAUUUCAAACACAAGGGUUGAAGUCCAAGUUUAAAUGUC
Chara braunii is the source of this 4156-nucleotide messenger RNA. Lineage: Eukaryota; Viridiplantae; Streptophyta; Charophyceae; Charales; Characeae. The record is from the annotation of a GenBank genome assembly.